CUUCUUCAUUUCCUCGCUAAGAAAAGAAAACAAAAGAAACGAAACGAAAACACCCUCUCCUUCUCUUCUCAAUAUACUUUGUAUUUGGAGUAUUUAAGUUUGAUUGUUAGAUAACCGGAUCAGCGAAUUGUUGUCAGUGAUCGAUAAUUAGGAAGAUAAUGUUUAACGGAAUGAUGGAUCCUGAGAUGAUCAGACUCGCGCAGGAGCAGAUGAGUCGGAUGUCCUCAGACGAAUUAGCUAGGAUCCAACAACAGAUGAUGUCCAAUCCCGAGUUGAUGAGAAUGGCCUCAGAAAGCAUGAAGAAUAUGCGACCAGAAGACUUGAAAAAUGCUGCUGAACAGCUAAAGUAUGCCCGCCCGGAGGAGAUGGCUGAGAUUGGUGAAAAAAUGGCUAGUGCGUCUCCUGAAGAAAUUGCUGCUAUGCGUACUCGUGUUGAUGCCCAGAUGGCAUAUGAAAUAAAUGGGGCUGAGAUGUUGAAGAAACAGGGGAAUGAACUACACAAUCAGGGAAGAUUCAAAGAGGCCUCAAACAAAUAUUUGCUUGCAAAAAGAAAUCUGAAAGGACUUCCAUCCUCCAAAAGCAGAGCACUGUUAUUAGCGUGUUCCCUUAACUUGAUGUCUUGCUACCUAAAGACCAGGCAAUACAAUGAGUGCAUAAAAGAAGGCUCUGAGGUUUUGGCCUAUGAUGCAAAGAAUGUCAAAGCUCUUUACCGAAAGGGCCAAGCUUAUAGAGAACUAGGACAGUUGGAGGAUGCUGUAUUGGAUUUAAGCAAGGCGCAUGAAGUUUCCCCAGAUGAUGAAACUAUUUCAGAGGUCUUAAGGGAUGUUGAGAAAAGAUUGGCUAAAGAAGGCAGACGUCAAGCUCGUAAAGGAUUAGUAAUUGAAGAAAUAACUGAAGAUGUUGAGGCUGCCUCUUCUGUAAACCAAGAAAGUUCAAGGGAAGCACAAGUGCAAGAGAGUACCGACUUCUCUAAAAGUGAGCGUGGGGAUAGCAAUGGAGGCUUGACAACCAAUUCUGACCAUUUUCAAGUUGUGAGAAAUGACCCAGAGGCAAUCAGAUCAUUCCAGAAUUUUGUUUCUGGCAGUGAUCCUGAAACACUGGCUGCCUUUGGUGGUGACAAAGCAGGAGACAUAUCUCCUGAAAUGUUUAAGACUGCCUCAAAUAUGAUCGGGAAGAUGUCUCCUGAAGAGCUUCAAAAAAUGCUUCAGAUGGCUUCCUCAUUUCAAGGGCAAAAUUCGUAUCCCACAGGGGGUCCCUCCAGACCUGGAUUGGUUCCUCCAGAGAUAACUCCUGACAUGCUUAAAGCGGCAUCUGAUAUGAUGAGUAAGAUGCCAUCUGAAGAGCUUCAGAAGAUGUACGAAAUGGCAUCCUCGUUGAAAGGGAAAGACGCAUUUUCAACUCCAGUAGCUUCAGACUCUAAUGGACUAAGUUCAGAUACUGGGUUAAGAUCAUCAGAAGCUCAGGAAAAUUUUGUAGCCAACAGAAAUGAUGCAGGUGAAACUAGUUCGUCGCAUACUUCCUUUUCAAAUAGAAGAAGUGCCCCGGAGCCAAGCUUUCCGGCGUCAACUUUUGAUUUGCAAGAGCAGAUGAGAAAUCAAAUGAAAGAUCCGGCUAUGCGGCAGAUGUUCACAUCAAUGAUGAAGAAUAUGAGCCCAGACACGAUGGCAAGCAUGAGUGAACAAUUUGGAAUGAAACUGUCUAGGGAAGAUGCAGCAAAAGCCCAACAAGCCAUGUCAUCGUUAUCCCCCGAACACUUGGACAAAAUGAUGUGUUGGAUGGAAAGGAUCCAAAGGGGAGUAGAAGGUACGAGGAAAGCGAAGAACUGGUUGUUUGGGCGGCCUGGCAUGAUUCUAGCGAUAUGCAUGCUCAUUUUAGCUAUUAUCCUUCACCGGUUGGGUUUCAUUGGCAAUUAGAAUCGGUACCCACUGCCCACCAUUGUUGAUAAUUCAUGAUGCCUAUUUCAUUAUUCUUACUACUUGCCCACUUAGAAGCACUAAAAAGCUUGGAUGGUAGGAUUAAGUGGAGUUUAGAUGGAAAGGGUGUGGGGUUGUAUGUCAUGACUAACAGAGAAUUUUUUUUCCCUUUGCGUUGGUGCCCGUUUGUAAGGUUUGGACAAAGAUAAAGAUUAUCUGAUCCCAUACUUUUUGUAAUAUCAUAAUCUCAAUGACCCGUGACAAUUCCCCCACUUUUGAAAUACUAUUGAGAAAUUUGUUUCUCAUUUGAAUCGAACUUUGGAUACA
This is a messenger RNA of Tripterygium wilfordii, 2240 nucleotides long. RefSeq names its product outer envelope protein 61-like. Bases 159 to 1913 code for a protein of 584 amino acids. The record is from RefSeq and is a predicted model, not a curated record. The transcript has 11 exons. Gene Ontology annotation, molecular function: protein binding. NCBI's taxonomy places the organism in Eukaryota, Viridiplantae, Streptophyta, Magnoliopsida, Celastrales, Celastraceae.